Striga asiatica is the source of this 552-nucleotide messenger RNA. Lineage: Eukaryota; Viridiplantae; Streptophyta; Magnoliopsida; Lamiales; Orobanchaceae. The record is from the annotation of a GenBank genome assembly.
AUGCCACAUGGCAGGUUUGGAGAUGGCCUGAGACUCACCGAAUCAGAUAUUCACAAUUUUCCAUGCAAGAAAACAAAAUUGACGGAAAGUGAAAGGGAUGACACGCCACAAGCUUUCGUUCAAAUUUAUUUUAGGCAGAAGUUCUCAAUCACAAGAAUCUUCAAAUAUAUGGAAUGCAAAUGUCAUAUCUCUCAUUCUUCUCAUAAACUUUGUAGGCAUGCAUCCAUGGGUCCGGUACGCGAGCUGCUGAAACGCACCGACCUGAUGAUUGUGUGGCGCUCGAAGGUGGCCAACAAAGUGAGGACCUUGUGGGUGACCUGUAAAGUGAGGACCUUGUGGGUGACCUGUAAAGUGAUGACCAUGCACGGAAAGGUUAAACAUGUCCUCACUCCAGGUUUACUCAUCGCCGAGAGCUUCAGGAUUUUGCUUUUUGAUAUACCGAUGUACGUGCUAGAUAGGUCGCUUGAUAACGUUGAGAAGAAUAUUUCAAAAAUAUUGGAGGAGAUUCCAGCCAUUGACGAGGUUAGAAAGAAGGUGGAUGCACUCAGUUGA